Molecule: messenger RNA, 1938 nt
Organism: Fimicolochytrium jonesii
Lineage: Eukaryota; Fungi; Chytridiomycota; Chytridiomycetes; Spizellomycetales; Powellomycetaceae
Exons: 12
Coding region: 1-1938 (645 amino acids)
Molecular function (GO): protein binding
Source: RefSeq, a predicted model, not a curated record
AUGUGUGCGGGGCCGAACGAGCGACUGCAUAAAUCUGGUAGCGGAUCUAUCUUUAACGGUUACUUGCACGCGGGCGAGGCCUUUUCUUGCUUGGGGAAAGAUGAGGAUGUUGCGAGAAUUCUUCUGACAGUGUUUGAAGUCAAUAUUGAAAGUCUACAGCAGACCGAAACAUCCAAACCUCAGCAGAAUCCCGCUCUCACUCCCGCUGAAGCUUUUCCUCUCAUCCUCAGCUAUCUCCCACUCACCACCCUUAUCCGUGGCACCACGGUCUCUCGCACUUGGCCCGCCCUCCUACGCAGGAGUGAGAGCCGUGUCUGGGCCGCACUCGAUUUCAGCGCCUACCCCGACUCUGUCUCUGACGCUGUGUUACGACCAAUUGCACGAAUGUUACAAACUCCGCCUAUACGUGCCAGGAGACGAAUGCUUGCCACACUGGACGUCACCAGAUGUACUUGGAUCACGCCGUCUCUGGAUAUGGACAUCUUGGAGGCUACUGGACAAUCUUCGACUGCUGUUGAUUUGACCGACCACGCGCGUCAACGACCUAACCGCUGGCCGGAAGCUCAGGCGUCACCGACGAAGAGGAUCUGCGAGAACUUUGGAGAGAACUUCGUGCCCUUGGCUUUGAAGACUCUGGACCUGAGGAGCUGUGAGGUGACGGACACGGCGGUGGGAUUGGUGGCGGGGCGAUGGUGGUGGCAUCAUUCACAAAUAUUGCCCGGAGGCCUCCUACAAAGGUGGGGAAUGAGGUGGGGUGGGGUAUGGCGGGACAUGGUGGCAAAUACUACCUCUACUAUGUCUUCGUACUCUGUUCUCCCAAUUCGCACUCCGGUGGGUCCCGCCGACGGUGAGGCCGAGCGUGACGGGAACAUCAACCUCGGAAAAUUGAGAAUCUCCGCCCAGGGCCUUAAGCUCUCCAAGUUGAGUCUGCAAGCUACACCAUCUGCUAUCGAUCUGUGGAGGGCUUUGGUAUACAAUGCGAUUGAUGUACAUCUGCGAAGUCGGAUUUGUCGGACGCGCGCGGGCGGACGCGCGCAACGCGGGUUACUUGUUCCCGUUUGUCAUGUUUGGAAUACUUCGAUCGUCGGCGCCAUUCACCUGCGGAGAAACGGGUUCCAAGACACAGAUGGAAAUCUCCUUGUGAGGGUCCUAUACAUUCCUCAAACCGAGCGGUCCUACAUUCGACGCUGCUCUCCGGUGAUGAGGUUCUCCUUCCAUCAAGAUUUUUCAGAUAACUCGCGUCACGGUAGCGCGUCCGAAAGUCUGAUGGUGAAUGCGAUCGACGCCAAAUGUCACCGAACGGUCUCGCGUACGCUUCCAUAUGAUGCCGUGCAUGUCAUUCCCCGUCCGCAACCAACAGCCUGUGCGGCGCCUAUCAUCUUUGCCGAGCCCUUCCAUCCCCGAGCAAGUCCGUAUCCAGAACAAUCGGCGUCGGCGCUGAACCAUCCUUCGGCUGCGGCGGUGGCGGAUGAUGGGAGUCCCGGUGGUGAACGUGAUUACCUGGACGCGAAAUCUACUCUGUCCGAUCGUUUCCUGAUCACAAAGUGGUGGAGGAGCUCCGAUGGUCGGGAUUUCUCGCGCCCAAAAUUGACGGCUCGCCAACGUCGAAUCGCUGUCCACGAAAGGGCCAAUAUAUAUAUAUAUAUAUACGCGACGUUAGGGGUUGCGGUAUGGGCAGAAAACUCGGGAUGCGUUGAGGGGUGCUGGCUUAUCCAGAACGGUGGCGAGCUGAGGUUAGAUUUGGAAAGUCGGGGUUGUGGAAGCGGACUGGACAUGCAGCGUGAUUUGGGGAAGCUGCUCGUCUUGACGGAGCCGUUGAGAAGCCGGGAGACACAACCACUCAACUACGAGGUGAAGCCUGAACAUCAAGAUUCAAGGCACCUCCGACUCGACCUUCUUGAUAACACGGCGCGCCAAAAGAGACCAGAGGCAAGUUGA